This is a messenger RNA of Trifolium pratense (red clover), 3888 nucleotides long. RefSeq names its product mediator of RNA polymerase II transcription subunit 25-like. The record is from RefSeq and is a predicted model, not a curated record. NCBI's taxonomy places the organism in Eukaryota, Viridiplantae, Streptophyta, Magnoliopsida, Fabales, Fabaceae. Gene Ontology annotation, cellular component: transcription regulator complex; mediator complex. The coding region runs from base 1112 to 3553 and encodes 813 amino acids. The transcript has 13 exons. Gene Ontology annotation, biological process: positive regulation of transcription by RNA polymerase II.
AGUCAAUAAAAAACAAAGAUGAUCCAUGUAAAAAACAAAGUUGAUAUACGGUUUAAUUGCACCGAAUGCACAUAUAGAAAAUAGAAGACUCUUUGUACCAAAAAAUGAGAGAAAGUAGUGGAUUCUACAUCAUCUGUGGGACCCUAUAUUGAUUGUUGAAAAAUAAGUCAUAUAUGUCCAAAAAUAAAAAAGAAGAGAUUUUCUAAUUUUAAGGAGAGAAAAACAGUUGUCUUCUCUUUAUCUUUCUUUCGUACAUAUCUCUGUCUCAUCUUAUCUCCGCAUUUUCAUCAUGCUUCUGUCUCUUCUACACACUUGAAGGUUACGAUUUCAUGGUGGUUGGCCCUAAAUUUAGUAGGGAUGACUACAGUUCAAUCCUGCAACUGCGAAAGAGAGGGGAUUGAAUUCAGUAGAAGAGAUUCUCUAAUUUUAAGGAGAGAAAAACAACUGUCUUCUCUUUAUCUUUCUUUUUGUACAUACUUCUGCCAUAUCUAUUUUAUCUUUGCAUUUUCAUCAUGCUCCUUUCUCUUUUACACACUUGAAGGUUACCAUUUCCUACCUACUAAAUUUAAGGAAUUCAUUUCCCUCAACUAAAAAUAGUCCAAAUCAAAUAACCAGGGGACUUUUGCUUAUAAAAAAAAAAAAAAAAAGUCCAUACUAGUAAAAAAAAUAAAAUAAUAAGACUCCAUACUAGCUUAUAAAAAUAAAUAAAAAAAGAAGACUCCAUACUAGUAAAAAAAAAAAAACUCUAUUAUUUAAUGAUAUAUAUCAACCAACAAUAAAUGAGUAAAAUUAAUGGCAAAUAAUUUCAAAGGGAUCAAUCUAAUCUUUAAUUAAAAAAUGUAGGGCUUUCUUAAUUUAUCUAUCACUCUUCAACCGAGUUUAUAUAUGUUUGCAUGCAAUGUGAAUGGCUUAUUUACUCAUAAUCUAAGAUUUUAAAUAUGCAAUAAUUUUUCAAUUAAAUUAGUUAUUAAUUACUUAUCAUGUACAUGUGUAUCACUUCUUCCCUUCAUGGUUUUGCAGGUGCUUCAUUGGUGAUAGCCAAGAACAGGAAAAAUAUCUUGGACUGGUAUUUUACAAUGCAAAUUCUGAACUAGUGGAAGCAGGCUAUGACAUGCAAUUUAUAAACUGGACAAAAGAUGUGAAUAGAUAUAUGGAAAGUUUGUCACAUUUAUCUUUCAAUGGAAAUGAUUUGAAUCACUCUAGCAUGGCAGAAGGCCUAGCAGAGGCUCUAGUGAUGUAUCCAAAACCAUGUGAUACAAUGACAGAAAAAGAAUACUACAAUGAUGAAAGACAUUGUAUUCUAGUUGCUCUGGGUGAUCCUGUUCCUAAGAAAAUUCCGGUGUGUGUGCCGAUGAUUAAAAGAGCUCAACUUAUUGGCCAAAGAUUACAGGCUUGUAAUGCUGACUUUCUCGAGGUGGCCCAAAAGUGUGUUCCGCUAGCUGUCUCCCUGUCAGUGAUAACUCCUAAUCCAGUUCCAAUUUUUGGAGCCAUAUUUAAUAUGGGAAAUAAUGUAUUAACAUUAUCAAAUGCUCCAAUCUCUAGCUAUAGCAUUGGCCAAUUCACAGUUUUAUUAUCAAAAAACUUUAAAGAGGCACAUAAUGCACUUAAUGGAAAAACAAUGGUGGAAUUUCCUUCAACAACACCUAUUGAAUCAAUUAAUGCAGGAGCAGAUACAACAAUCUUCAAUGUUCUUAAUCUCCAAGAACAACAAGUCUCCUCCGUGGCGGCAUCUGAGGCAAUGAUCGGAGAACAAAUUCACGAAGUUAGCAAUGCUGUAAUGCCGGAUACUGUAAGCACCGCACAACCUCAUGAUUCCUCAGCAUUGAUUUUCUCGACAGAUCUGGAGAAUGUUGCAUCCCCGAGCUCUGAAAUUCGAAUAAACCUAUUUGAUGAUAUCAUGACAGAUUUUCCACCUAACAAAAGAUCAAAAUCAUUUGUAACAGAAACUGAGCUGCUAAACCUUUUAGAACUCGAAGAAAACACUUUUGGCAGUAUCAACGAUUACCUUGGGCAAGAUCAAGGAGUAUCAACCGAAAACCAAAUUUCAGCCGAAGAAGCUCUAAAAGGGUAUGAAAAUGAGCUGGGAGAAGCUCUAAAUGUUGCUCCAAUAAUUGCAUCAAAUGAUCAAACUUUCAAUGUUGAGUUGACCGCAAGUUCAUCUCAGAACAUAAACAUUCCACCCGAACAAGUACAAGUUCCUGCACCUGAACAAGUACAAGUUCCUGUUUCGAAUACAGGUGAAGGGUCGUCAACAGGAUUACUUCAUGGAAACGCUUUAGAAUCAUGGUAUAAUCCACAAGCCAUGAUGAAUACAUCAACAUUGGCUUUUCGAAACUUUCCGACGAGUGUUUCCAAUGGCAAUUCCACAUUUUCUAGUAUAACGGGGAACUCUCAAAUGUUACUUCAACAAAACUCAUCACUGGGGAACUUACCGAUGCAACAUCAACAAAACUCAUCACUGCAACUUCAACAAAAUUCAUCACUGGGGAACUUACCAAUGCAAUUUCAACCAAACUCAUCGCUGGGGAACUCCCCGAUGCAAUUUCAACAAAACUCACCGCUGGGGAACUUGCCGAUGCAAUUUCAACAAAACUCACCGCUGGGGAACUCGCCGAUGCAAUUUCAGCAAAACUCACCGCCGGGGAACUCGCCGAUGCAAUUUCAACAAAAUUCAUUGCUGGAGAGCUUACACACACAGCUUCAACAAAACUCAUCAUUGGGGAACUCACAGAUGCAAUUUCAACAAAAUUCAUCCCUGGGGAACUCACUGAUGCAAUUUCAACAAAAUUCAUCGCUGGGGAACUUACAGAUUCAACAACUUCAGCAAAGCUCACCACAAACUCAGUUUUCAAUGUUUCUUGAUUAUUCUAGAGGGUUAAUGGGGAACUUUGCGGGGGAUCCUAUUGGACAACAUUUGGAAUCGUACAACCAGUAUCUGAGGAAUAAUAAUAUCGUCGGGUACAAUCCACCUGCAUUUGGAGAAAACGGUUGGCUUCGUGCCAUACCAAGCUAUUCUUUGCCGUAUCUGAGCUCAAAUUUGAUUGUCCCGUCCAUCGCUGAGUUACCAAACUACAUACAUACUUGGGAGGGAAAUGUAGCGGGAAAAAUUAAUUCUAGUCGCUUUACUGUCAUGAAAGCAAAGGCCUACAGGAAAACAACAGCACCAAUCACGCUUACUUUUAGGUGGGGUAAUAGAUUGGAGAUUAGCCAUUUUAUGCCUCAAAAGGCUGUCAACCAUACCAAGAGGGUGUUUAAUGGCAGAUUUUCCGAGCCCCUGGCUUAUGUUUUCUUCCAUGUGCUGAAGUACAACAGUGUUGAUUUGUACAACCAUUUGAGAAACAAAUAUUUGGGUGCAAGAAUUGAUCUACAAUACCAAACAAUAAUCCUGACUCCAGCUGAAAGAGAACACUACUAUGUUGGAACAAUUUUCCCUGGGGUGAGUAUAACAUUCCAUAUUGUACCUAACCUUAUAGCUUUUCUUAGAAGUUCUCUUUUGAAUAUUGAUCUACAUGUCUGCGAAUUUUCGUUACUUAUUUCAAUACAUAUAAUCUAAUUAAUCAAUAAAUGACAGGACACAUUGUUUAUAGAACCAUCAUCGUAAGACAUGUAAGACAUCAAGGAGAGCAUAAUCAGUCCUUUUUGUUUUAUUAUGUGAUGAAGCUGGUGUAAGUGCUUGUAAGACAUGAACGAGAUGGUCGUUUUCUAUGUAUGUACAUUAUGUUUCUACAACUGUGUUUAAGUACAUUAUGUUUCUACAGCUGGUAUAAGUACAUUAUGUUUCUACAGCUGGUGUAAGUACAUGUAAGCCAUCAAGAAGAUGGUAGUUUUAUGUCUAAAUAAAUGUUUCUAAAAACAUGUGAUUAGAAACAUGAAGAUUAUCGUUUUAAA